Neltuma alba is the source of this 1432-nucleotide messenger RNA. RefSeq lists its product as uncharacterized. NCBI's taxonomy places the organism in Eukaryota, Viridiplantae, Streptophyta, Magnoliopsida, Fabales, Fabaceae. Gene Ontology annotation, molecular function: mRNA binding. Bases 248 to 694 code for a protein of 148 amino acids. The transcript is spliced from 3 exons. The record is from RefSeq and is a predicted model, not a curated record.
CUCCCUUAGUUCCUCUGCGAAACUGAAAGGGCAUUGAUGGCCAGCGGUAUUUGACGACUAUUUGGUAACCCAUAAUUUCGUGGAGUUGGUGACAAAAUUGUGAAUCUGCGGAAGGGAAUCAAAUCAAAAGUUCAUUUUAAUCGAUAAAAUUUCCACUGAAUGGGACAACUUUCAAACCAGGCCCCGAUAGUUCGUCGUUGCAGAGAGAACAGAGAAGGUCACUUUUUUAGGGAACCGAAAUGAAAACAUGGCGUCAGCAUGUAGGGUUUUAUUAUCAGUGAGGAAGAGGUGCGCUCGAAGGUUUAACUUUCUAGCACUUCUUCCUUCAAGCUCUCACCAAUUGAAUUUCCACAAUGAAUCAAGUUCAAAUCCCUCGCUUAUCAAAUUGCUUCGGGUAUCCGAUUCGCGCCUUAAACCUACGCUGGAUCAGGAAUUUCGUUCCCUUAAAAGCUCCGAAAUUUCUUGGGAAUCUCUGGCUACCUGUCUAAGGCCUUCUUCUCCUGAGAAAGUUCAGCUGGUAUUGGAAUGGGUUUUGGAGAAAUUGCUGAAUGAAAAUGAGAGAAAUCACAAUGUCUUCUCCGAAUACAUAUUUCUUUGCGGCAAGCUUCAGAAUGUGCCACUUGCAAUGCAAGCGUUUGCUUCUAUGGAGGCUAAUGGACAUUUUCAAUGUCAGGGAACGUUGAUGCCAUGUUAGCUUGGUACUCAGCUAAAAAAGCUGCUGGAAUCGGUCCUGAUCUUCAAACAUUUGAAUCCCUUAUAUCAGGUUGUAUCAAAUCAAGAAAUUUUGAACUUGCUGAUAGAAUUUACGAAGAAAUGAUGUCAUCAGGAAUUAUACCUAGUAUAUCCAUUCUGGAAAAUAUGCUUGAAGGGCUUUGCAAACAAAAGAGUUUGAGUCGAGCCGAGGAGUUCUUGAAGUUUGUGGCAAGUGUGAGAUGGGAGAUCAAUGAAAACAUGACUGAUAAAUUAAUAGCACUGUAUCAAGAAAUUGGGCAAGUGGAAAAGAUGGAGGAGCUGCUUGAAACUAUGAUGAAGUCCCAUCCUAUUACUGAUGGAGUACUCUCCCGAAUUCAUUGUGGGAUUAUACGGAUGUAUGCCAAACUGGAUAGAUUGGACGAUGUAGAGUUUGCCGUGGGAAGAAUGUUGAAACAAGGGCUCUCAUUCACAAGAACAGAUGAUGUUGAAAAGGUUAUCUGCUCAUACUUUAGAAGAGAAGCUUAUGAUAGGCUAGACAUAUUCUUGGAAUGUAUAGAGACUAGUUAUCCGCUCAGCAGAUCCACUUGCGAUUUGUUGAUAUCUGGCUACAGAAGAGCUGGAUUACGCGAAAAAGUAGAUUCAAUGAUGGAAGCCAUGAAAUCUGCUGGGGUUAUGUAGCACCUGUUGUGGGUGUCCAAACAAAAAUGCUUCAUUCUGGAUUUGUAAGCAGACAAUUGGU